AUGGAGCUUAUAUCAGGUUUGAUCAACACUCCAAAGUCUCAAUCGGCUGAAGACAUCAUACCAACACUUUGUGACAGAUUGAACCAUGCAUCGCUAGCUAGUGAUAAAAGGGCUGCUAUCUUGACCUUAAAAGGGUUCAGUCGUGAAUAUAGAGAAUCGGUCAUCGCCCAUGGGUUACGUGGUUUGAUUAGUACAUUGAAAAGUUUCACUAUAGAUACAGAAAUUGUUAAAGCAUGUCUUGAAACAUUGUUAAUCUUAUUUAUCAGGGGUGAAGGUGAUGAUGACAAGACAAGAAAUUGGAUUUCUCAACAAUCAAGAGUUCAAAAUGGGAAAUAUCCUUCUCCAUUAUUAAUGAAGGAAGAAUCUAAUACCAUUGAUCAAUUUUCUUUGUGGAUUGCAGAUGAAUUCAUUCAAGAUGUCUCAAAUGUUGGACUGAUCUUAUCAUUGUUGGAAAACACUGAUUUCUACGUGAGAAUGUACACACUACAAUUCCUUGAAGCAUUGGUAUCAAUGAGAGCAUCAAGAGCUAAAGAAGCAAUAUUGAAUUCACCUUUAGGUAUUUCAUCUUUAAUUUCAGUACUUGAAGAUUCUCAUGAUCCAGUAAGGAAUGAAGGUGUCUUAUUAUUAAUGGCCAUUGCAAAUGAUAAUUUCAAUAUCCAAAAAUUAAUUGCUUUUGAAAAUACAUUUGAUAAAUUAUUUGAAAUUAUCCAUGAAGAAGGUGAUAUACGUGGUAGUAUUGUUGUUCAAGAUUGUUUAUCAUUAGUUGCAAAUCUUUUAAAAUAUAACGUUUCAAAUCAAAAAUUAUUCUUGGAAACAAAUUGUCUUCCAAAACUUGCAUAUUUAAUUGGUGAACCACUUUCAGGUGAAGAAAUCAUAUGGAAUGAUCAAAGAUUACAAAAUGUUAUUAUCGCAUUAGAUAUUGUUAGACUUUUCGUUAUGGAAGAAAAUGAAUCCACUGUAAGAAAUCAAGAAAUUUUAGCAAAUGCUGAUAUUUUUAUUCAUGUAUUAAGAUUAUCAUUUUCAGAAUCAGCUCCAAAUGCCUUAAGAUCAACUGCAUUAAUUACUACAGCUGAUUUAAUCCAAGGAAAUCCUGCAUUACAAUAUCAAUUUAGUUCUAUAGAUGUUCCAUAUAUUGAUCCAAGUUUACCCAAACAAUUACAGAAACAUGAUGGUGAUAUCCCAGUUGUUAUCGCUUUGUUGAAUUGGUGUUUAUUUGUUAAUUCUGUUCAUUUAUUUGAUAUUAGGGUUGCUGCUGCAUAUUUAUUAGAAGCUUAUUUCAAAGAUAAUAAAGAUGCUAAACUUGAUUUCAUUCAAAGUCAAAUCACAGCUUACAAGGCCAAAGACGAGGAGGUACCAUCCACUUCUAAUUCUACAGAAACUAAUACCGAUGAAGCUCCAAAAGAACAAUCGCCUACUGAAAAUGGUAAUGGCCAAGCCAAUGGUCAAGUCAAUGGUGAUAUAUCACAAGAAGUUAAAGCCCCUAAAUCAAAAUUGAAAGCACCACCAAUUGGUAACUUAUUUAAAGCUAUCUUAGAAUAUGAUCCAGAAAUCAAAUUGAAUCCAUACAAAAUUUGGUUUUCAUCUGUAAUUCUUCUACAUUUGUUUGAAGGUGAGGAUGAAAUUAGAAAAGAAGUUCAAAAAAUUACUACAGGGGAUGAAGAAGAAGGUGAAGAAGUUUUGACUGCUAUUCAAGCAAUCUCAGAUGUCUUAGUAACAGCAAUUGGCUCACAAGAUCCAAGAAUCUCUACUGGGUAUUUAAUGCUCUUGAUUGUCUGGUUAUAUGAAGACUUUGACGCUGUUGAUGAUUUCUUGAGUGAACAAUCUACAGUUAAAUCAUUAUUAUCAUAUUUGGCUUCUGCCACAGCUGAAAGUGAUGUUGUUCAAGGAUUAUGUGCAACUCUUAUGGGUGUGGCCUUUGAAUUCUCAAGAAGAGAUUCCCCAAUCAAUAGAGUAGAACUCCAUUCAUUAAUUGUGAAAAUGAUUGGUAAAGAUGUUUAUACUUUGAAAAUUAGACAGUUGAAAGAACAUCCGUUGUUUGCUGAUUUUGCCGAGGAAACAAUAUUCAACCCUAAAAGAGAUGAUUCAGGUUUACCAGAAGUAUUUUUUGAUCCUAUUUUAGUUUAUUUGAUUAAAGAGAAUUUUAAUAGAAUCAAAAACACAUUGAAUAAAGAUCCUAAUUUAGAAUCAAAUGGAAGAAUUUCAUAUGAAAAAUUUGAAGAACUUCAAACUACAUAUCUUGACUUGAAAAAAACACACGGUGAUUUAGAAGAAAGUUCUGAAAAGUUGAAAACUGAGUUGACAGAUUCAUUAAAUAGUGCUAAAGUUGAACUAGAAAAAUCAACAAACUCUUACGAGUCUAGCCAAAGAGAAUUGGAAGAAUUAACUUCAAGAUAUGAUUCAGCUAGUAAAGAAUUGGAGCUAAUUAAGUCACAACUAUCUUCACUAGAGAAACAACAUCAAGACUUAACUAAUACUUCAAGUCAGCAGAGUAAGAGUAUUCAAAGUUCAUCUGAUAAAUUAGCUUCAAGAGAAUCUGAAAUUACCAAGUUAAAGCAACAAUUAGAGCAAACAACAUCUGAUAAACAGAAAGCUGAUGGUGAUAUCAACAAAAUGAGCAGAGAAUUAUUUUUAUUAUCCAAACAAAAAGAUGAAGUUGAAAAGAAAGUCAAAGCUUUAGAGAAAUCGUUAGAGAAUGCUGGUAAACAAGAAAAGAAAUUACAAUCAACUUCAAGUCAACAAUCAGAAGAAAUAAAGUCCUUGAAAUCACAAGUUGCAAAUUUGACUACUCAAAUCACUAAUUCUGCAAAUCAAAAAUCUCAAGUUGAAAAACAGUUACAAGAUGCUAAAGCACAACAUGGUCAGAGUUCUUCUUUAGUAAACCAAUUAUCAGAAAAACUUAGAGGUCUUGCUAAUUCCUACAAUGAGAUCAAUACUGCAAAAGAAGCAUUAGAAGGUCAAAUUGCCACUUUACAACGCUCUUCAGAAUCUGAAACGGCCACUUUAAAAUCACAGAUUGAAGAGUUAACUGUAUCGAAGGGAUCUUUGGAAGGUCAACUUUCAAAAUUCAAGACCGAGAAUGAUCAAUUUCAAAAAUCCAUGGAUAAGGAGAAAAAAAGUUUGGAAGAUACCAUUAAGAACUUAGAAAGUGAAAAUGAAAAGUUUAAGAGUGAAGCUUCUUACAUUAAAGCCGAACUUGAUAAAGUCAAAGAAGAAGUUACUGAAUUAAAAUCAAAAUUGGAGAAGGCCAACCAAGAAGUCGAAGUAUCUCGCAAGACACUAGAAGAGAAAGAAUCACAACAUUCAAAGGCAUUAUCACUCAAAACCAAGGAUCACGAUAGUAUAAAGUCAACAUUAGAAAAGGAAUUAUCUGAAUUACGUGACAAUCAUACUAAAGAAUCAUCAAACUUUUCGGAGAAAUUAGCAAGUUUGGAAAUUCUGAAAAAAUCAUUAGAAGAUGAAGUUAAAAAUCAUAAAACUUCACACUCAAAUCUCGAGUCAGAAUUCAAUAGUAAGAAAGAUGAGCUUGAUAAAGCUCAGAAUGAACUAGUAAAGUUCAAAACCGAAAAGAGUGAUUUAGAUGCGCAAAUAUUGAAACAUGCUAAUGAAUUAGAAAGUGUCAAGAAAGCUCAUGAAGAUGAAAAGGUUAAAUCCGGUAAUAAACUUGAAGAAUUAAUAUCUAGUAAACAAGCAUUAGAAGUUGAACUUGAUGAUUUAGCUGUUGAAUAUGAAUCGAAGGAGCUAGAGUUUAAGAAAGAGAUCACAUCACUAAAAGAAAAGGUGGGAUCUUUAGAAGAAGAAAAGAAAUCUUUAGAAUCCACUCUUGAAAUGAUAUCGCAGAACAUGGAAGAUAAGGCUCAUGAGUAUGAAAGCUUGAAAAAGGAAUCAAAAAAGAAAGAGACAGAGUUUGCAGAGCUUCAAAAAACAUCAACAGCCAACAAUGUGAAGAACACUGAACUUACAGAAUCAUUAGAGAAACUCAAAGAAGAACUUUCAAAAGUACAAGAAAAUUAUACUGAGGCAAAAGAAUCAUUAGCAACCUCAAGUAAGGAACUAGAUGAGAAACAGACCCGUAUUAAGUCUUUGGAAAAGAAAUCCAACCAACAAAAAGAAAAAUAUGAUGAUCGUAUCAAGUCUCUGGAAUCUGAUCUGAAAUCUUACAAGGAAGACCUUGAGUCUAAGAAUCAAGAAUUUGAAAAAGAACGUGCUAUGUUGAGUGAUGAUUCAAAUGAUACCAUAAAAGGUUAUAUUGAGAAAGUGUCUAAACUUGAAGAAAAAAUCAAAGAAUCCGAAUCUCAAUCUUCAACCAAGACGAAAUCACUAAAUGAUAAAAAUACUAAAUUAGAAGACACUAUUAGUGAACUUGAAUCUAAAAUAUCAUCAUUAACAUCUGAAAGUACCACAAAGGAAGAGAAGCUUGGAAAACUUCGAACAUCUGUUAAAGAAUUGACAACUACCAAAUCAAAACUUGAUCAAGAGAUCCAACAAUUAAAGAAAGAAAACUCAGUAAUAGUUGAUUUGAAUGCAAAGAUCACCAAACUUGAAGAAACUGUCACUGAAAAAGAGAACCUGCUAAAGGCAAAUAAGGACAAAUUAAUGGACUCUGACCAAAAAAUUGAAGCUAGUGAAAAGAAGAUUCUCGAUACAGUGGAACAGUUAGAAAGUACCAAAGCAGAAUUCUCCAAGUAUAAAAAUGAUUCGACUAAAACUUCAUCUAAAGCACAAGAUUCACAAAAGAAACUUGAAAAAGAAAUUGAAGAGCUUCGCUCAUUUAAAGAGGAGGCAACUGAUUUGAAGAGUGACAUUAAGAAGCUUGAACAGCAAGUCACAAAAGACAAAGAGACCAAUGACGCUUUAAAGAGUGAAAUCGAAACCUUGAAGAAAUCUUUUGCUGAUUCAUCGGAUGUUAUUGAAGCCACCAAGAAAGAGUAUCAAUCCAAGCUAGAGGAGAAAGAGGUAGCUUCUUCAAAAGAAAAAGAUGAGGCUGAAAAGUACAAACGAGAAAAUGAAAAGAUACAUAAAGAUUUAGCUAAAGAAAAGAAGGAAGCUGAAGAAUUAAGAAAAGAAGCGGUGUCUUUGAAAGAUAGUGCCGAGAAAGACAAAGCUCACAUUGAUUUAUUAAGCAAAGAAAACCUUGAAAUUGAAAAACUCAAGAAGGAACUUGAAGACUUGAAGAAAAAUACAGUUCCAAAGUCAGAGUUAGAUGACUUGGUAUUAGUUCUUGAUGAAAUGGACGAAUUAAAAAGAAAGUAUAAAGCAAAGGCAAAAGAAUUGGGAGGUGAUGUAUCCAGCGACGAAGAAGACGAUGACGAUGAAGACGAUGACGAAUAG
This is a messenger RNA of Hansenula ciferrii, 5328 nucleotides long. It is a transcript of the gene USO1, whose product is annotated as Intracellular protein transport protein. NCBI's taxonomy places the organism in Eukaryota, Fungi, Ascomycota, Saccharomycetes, Phaffomycetales, Wickerhamomycetaceae. The coding region runs from base 1 to 5328 and encodes 1775 amino acids. Gene Ontology annotation, biological process: transcytosis; endoplasmic reticulum to Golgi vesicle-mediated transport; intracellular protein transport. The record is from RefSeq and is a predicted model, not a curated record. The transcript has a single exon. Gene Ontology annotation, cellular component: Golgi membrane; ER to Golgi transport vesicle membrane; Golgi stack.